AGACUUUGAAACAGCCCUCUGUUCUGACCAGAGCAUCUUCUCCUGGAGGAAAACCGUCUCAGCAGCGUGAUGAAGACUUGUGUGGUCCUCGCUCUCUUUCUGAUGGCAGGUGUGUCUCUUGGAGACAUCCAGAAGAGAAUCAAAGAUGGUGGAAGGCCAUGCACCGAAGAUGAGUCCAAAUCUUUUGUUUUCCUGGGGAUCUCAAACCAAUUACUUCGCAGAAAUUUCAUCUGUUCUGGUACCGUCAUUGGCAACGGGAACUGGAUUCUCACUGCAAAACACUGCGAGGAUACUGGAGUGCUUGGCUGGUUGUUCAGGUACUUCAGAAAGUUCAACGUUAAGGACGUCACCUCAACUGUAGAUAUCACCUCGAAGAAAACCUUUAAACACAAGACUGCUGACAUCAUGCUGAUCAAAGUGAAGACCGGCAUGCCUGGUAUGCCCUUGGUGUCUCAAGCUGACUGUAGCCAAGUCCUGAAAGACGUGAAACAAACAGGCUCAAAAGGCUUUGUACCGAUGGUCGUUCCUGCUCGGGACACGAAGGCUAAGGACAAAACUGGGAUUGCAGAUGUUUCCAUGUGUGGCGACAUCGAGGUGGACAGAUCAGGCAUUGAUGAGGAAACCAAGGAAGAGGUCGUGUUCUGGAGUCCUUUUGAAUGCAACAUCUGUCCUGGAGAUUCUGGUGCUGGAUAUAUUUACAAAAACGCUCUGUUUGCUGUUAAUCAUGGAAAUAAGAAGCUUAUACUGGGAGGAGACAUGAUCCUCUCAGAUAAUUAUGGACAAAUCGUCUGUGAUGGAAAAAUACGUGAAUGGAUUGAUGAAACUAUGAAAAAGAAUCCUUAAAAGUGUUGUUGUGUGAUCCUUGUUUGUGAGCAACAAUAAAGAGACGUCAGGUCUCCUUA
Molecule: messenger RNA, 902 nt
Organism: Cololabis saira (Pacific saury)
Lineage: Eukaryota; Metazoa; Chordata; Actinopteri; Beloniformes; Belonidae
Product: thrombin-like enzyme KN-BJ 2
Exons: 5
Coding region: 70-843 (257 amino acids)
Biological process (GO): proteolysis
Molecular function (GO): serine-type endopeptidase activity
Source: RefSeq, a predicted model, not a curated record